GAUGCGCCCUCCCGACGACAACCGGAGGUGGCAUAUUCAUUUGAGCACCGCCGCCAGCCACUCUGGAUUCCCUUCUCCACCAUAACGUAUUGAGCAUUGAACCAUUUGGCAAGAGAAGCACAAGACCAAAGCAAACAUGGCCCCGGAAACCAGCGAAAGCGUCGAAAUCACCGCAAGGUGCCUCUGCGGGGCCCACAGCUUCACCACCUCGGUGCCCCGCUCCGACCUCCCGCUCAAGGCAUCCGCCUGCCACUGCACGUCCUGCCGCCACACGACCGGCGCGCUCCACACCACGGAUGCGCCGUGGCCCGGCCCCGCCGACGCGAUCCGCCGCUCAACCACCCUCAGCCGCUACGUCUUCGGGGCGCGCGUCCACGUCCUCUUCUGCGGCACGUGCUCCACGCCGCUGUUCUUCGAGGAGUUCCGCGCUGGGCCGGGGGAACCGGGCGAGUUAGGCGUGUUCACCGGUGCGCUGGGCAACAACGCCCUCGGCGGCGACGACGGGAAGCGACUCGUCAGCGUCGUCGACCACAUCUUCGUCGGCGACACCAUCGACGGCGGGGCGAGCGUGUGGCUCCGCGAGACGGGGGACGGAGCCGCCGGCCGGGCGACGAGGUGGUUCGGCGGGCGCGGCGAGGGCGAGGAGGUGCCGGAGGCGUGGCCGCCCGUCUCGUCGCUGCCGGGUGCGGACGUCAGGUCCGAGGUCGCGGACGUGCCGGUCCGGUGCCGCUGCAGGGGCGUCGACCUGGUCUUCCGGCACGGCGAGCAUCUCGCCGAGUUCGAGGGGAUGUCGCGGGCGGAGCUGCCUUGGUUUGUCGACCCGGUGACGCACAAGACGUUUGCUGGGUUUGAGGGCUGCGAUUCUUGUCGCCUGUCGCUGGGCGCUGAUGUGAUCCAUUGGACGUUUGUGAUGCUGCGCCACCUUGCCUUUUCGGAGGGGACGGGGAGACAGGACUUGCCCGCGUUCCCACGGACGGCGGCUGAUCUGAACGCUGCGGUGUCGGCCCAGAACAGAGAUCCCCGCCUCGGUACGCUCUCGCUGUACGCCAGCUCCCCCGAUGUCCAGCGGUACUUCUGCUCGCGCUGCUCGGCUACCGUCUUUUAUGCGUGCGACGACCGCCAGGAUUACGUGGAUGUGGCGAUUGGAUUGCUGGACGCGCCCGAUGGGGCGAGGGCGGAGAGCAUUUUGAGCUGGUCUUUCGGGAGCACUCCGUCGUGGUUGCAGGAUGUUGCUGGGGGAUGGCGAGAUGGGCUGUUCACGGAUAUCGUGAAGGAGGCUGAAAAAUGGCGGGUCGAAAGGGGCUACCCCAAGAACUGGCGAAGGGUUGAGUUGGAAGAGGCUGAGAAAAAGACAGAGAAGUAGGAAGAGUCCGGAGGGAGAGGAGCCGGGAGGGAAGCGAAUUAGAGACGUGGCUUUGCAUUUCCUCGAGCAUGGAGCCAUCAAGGGGUAGAGCUUGCUUGGAGUUAAAUGCCGAGGCCAUGGUGCUGCUCGAGGAAUUUCAGGUAUUUAAGAAGAACAUGCUUCAGUAGUCAAAGUGAUCUCUUCUAGGCAGUGCCAGAUAUUCUCGACCGGCCGUGGUGUCUCUCCGGAGAGGAGGACAUCCAGCCGCUCGUCGCAAAUCCUUAGGGCUAGAAUGGGCAGAAGGGCAUGUCUAGAACCAGGUAGUCGUGAUAACAAUGAGUGGUGAAA
Molecule: messenger RNA, 1690 nt
Organism: Phialemonium atrogriseum
Lineage: Eukaryota; Fungi; Ascomycota; Sordariomycetes; Cephalothecales; Cephalothecaceae
Product: Mss4-like protein
Exons: 1
Coding region: 137-1363 (408 amino acids)
Molecular function (GO): carbon-sulfur lyase activity
Source: RefSeq, a predicted model, not a curated record